AAAAGGAUUCAAUGUGCAGAGAGCCGGCUCUGGUAAAGUGCAGCCGGCUCUGGUGAAAUGGAAUGCAGAAAGCCGGCUCUGGAAGCUGCAGCCGGCUCUGGUGAAAUGGAAUGCAGAAAGCCGGCUCUGGAAGCUGCAGCCGGCUCUGGUGAAAUGGAAUGCAGAAAGCCGGCUCUAGAAGCUGCAGCCGGCUCUACAGACAAAAAUUUGAAGACCGUUGUUUGGCGCGCGCGGAGAAAAGGCGCAAAGCCGGCUCUGGCUUUGUAGCCGGCUGUGAGGGUGCAUUUAAUGCACAACGGUCGAGUCAUUUGAAGAUUAUUAAUGUAUUUAAAGUCAGAGUUGCAAAGCCGGCUCAAAGUUUUGCA
Molecule: messenger RNA, 365 nt
Organism: Rubroshorea leprosula
Lineage: Eukaryota; Viridiplantae; Streptophyta; Magnoliopsida; Malvales; Dipterocarpaceae
Source: the annotation of a GenBank genome assembly